UUUAAAAAUUAUUUUAAUUGAAUAAUUUUCUUAUGUUUCCUAGAAGCAGUAGCAAUGAUGAUACAGGGAUAGCCUUACGGUAUAAUAAAAUGAUGAGCAGGCCUAAUUUCACAGACAUGCCAUUCAAUCCAAUUCUUCACAAAUUUAAUUCAACCCAAGCUGUUUCUGCUGCAAGGGAAGCGAAUAGCAAGAAGACCUCUUGGAAAAGCCGGAACUUUCUUAAGGUGAAAAUAAAUGAUUAUGGAGGAAAAGUAUAUGAUGAGCACCAAGUGCCUCCAGCCAUAAAGUACCUAAAUCCGAAGGAUAUAUGUCAAAAGAAUACUAAAAGCGCUUAUGAUCCUAUUAAAUACGAGACUAACCAUUUCUCAAUGCCCACUAGGCAUAGGAAGAGACCUGAAAUAGAUGCUAAUCAUACCAUUACAAUAAGUGAUGUGAACUAUAGAGAUAAUAAAGCAAUGAAUCACUAUAACAGAGAGGUCUCUAAAAGAACUAAAUUUCUGAAAUAACAGAGGAAAUAAAUUUUUAGCAAGAUAUGCUUUUGAUAAGAAUAUCAAGCAUAUCGACAGACAAAGAAACGCUAGUAUUGAAAAUUUACCUAAGAAUAAGCUCUCUUUUGAGGUGGAAAAGGAACUGGAAAGAGGAUACAACAUUCUAUCUCUAAAUUCCCAAUACCAGCUUCCCACAGAAUCUAAAGCAAGGGAUUUGAAAAGAAGAGUCCAAGGGCGUCUUAACCUAUCUAAUGACAAUUAUUCCUCUUCUAUUAGACCUAGUGUCUGGGAUCAGAUAAAUAUGACAGGGGAGAAAGACAAAGCAAGACAGAGAAUAAUUGAAAGCUUAAAAACCUCUCAUAGUAUGUCAAAGGAAAAUAGGCUAAUUUCAAAAAGAGUAUCAUACCAAAAUCUCAAGACCUCAGACUCUAUUAAAUCCAAUCUCCACAGGAGUGAUCGUUACUGUGCACAGGGGAUGAAUAGUAGGGCUAAUCUCCGGGAAUCACUUGAUAACGCUCCGAUUCAUAGCUAUGGCAACGGAUCAGCUAAUAUUCUUGGUAAGAGCCCAAUGAGCAAGUCUCUUGCUUCAAUAAAUAGCAGAAAAUAGAUAUUAAAAUUGAAUAUUUCAUUAAUUUC
Messenger RNA from Moneuplotes crassus, 1124 nucleotides. NCBI's taxonomy places the organism in Eukaryota, Ciliophora, Spirotrichea, Euplotida, Euplotidae. The record is from the annotation of a GenBank genome assembly.